AGUUGACUUUGUUGCUAUUAAUGACCUCGGUUGCUAUGUUUCAGGCCACCAGGCUGGUUAUGAUGGCGAGAGUAUUGGAAAUUGCCCAUUUUCUCAGCGUCUUUUUAUGAUUCUCUGGCUAAAAGGUGUUAUAUUUAAUGUGACAACAGUGGAUCUGAAAAGGAAGCCUGCGGACCUGCAGAACCUGGCUCCCGGAACAAACCCUCCUUUUAUGACUUUUGAUGGUGAAGUUAAGACGGAUGUGAAUAAGAUCGAGGAGUUCUUAGAGGAGAAAUUAGCUCCCCCAAAGUAUCCAAAGCUGGGGACUCAACACCCUGAAUCUAACUCUGCAGGAAAUGAUGUGUUUGCCAAAUUCUCAGCAUUUAUAAAAAAUACCAAGAAGGAUGCAAAUGAGAUUUAUGAAAAGAACCUGCUAAAGGCCCUGAAGAAGCUGGACAACUACUUAAAUAGCCCUCUGCCUGAUGAAAUCGAUGCCUAUAGCACCGAGGAAGUCACUGCUUCUGGAAGGAAGUUCUUGGAUGGGGAUGAGCUCACGCUGGCUGACUGCAACCUCUUACCCAAGCUCCACAUUAUUAAGAUCGUGGCCAAGAGAUACAGAGAUUUUGAAUUUCCUUCUGAAAUGACUGGCGUCUGGAGAUACUUGAACAAUGCUUACGCUAGGGAUGAGUUCACAAAUACGUGUCCAGCUGACCAGGAGAUUGAACGUGCAUAUUCGGAUGUUGCAAAAAGAAUGAAGUGAAGGGGAUGGUGGUGGUGGUAGUUUUUCUGUCUUAUUUCUCAGUCGGAUGGGCUAUGAAAAAAAUAUGUUCUUUGGACCUCACCCUCCUUUGCACGCCCUCGCCCCAGAAUAAACAUGCCAUCCCUUGCUUAGUGAUGCCCAUAUUUUAACGGGCCCAUGUGGUAGUGUGAUGCACUCAUCACUUGUAAUUUGUGUAUCAGAAUAAUACCAGUCUCUGGUUGCACACACUAGUUGUCCAGUUUACAUUAAUUUAUAUCUUUUAUGUUCACGGAUCGUCAUCUAUGCUAUCUGGGACGUGUAUUUUGCAGUGUAGGCUUCGAGGUAAAUUAGGUUUGAGUUCAAUUUCUCCUUCAUUUAAAAAAAGAAAAAUUGCCUCCGAUAGUUUCCAUAAUCAUACAUGGCCUGUUUUUCUCCUCUGAAAAUAGUUGUUUAAGUUUCUUCAGAACGAGAGUGCUGUCCUUGUAAUCGCAAAAUGAUACAGGCCUAUUUUAAUAUUUAAAAACAAUGUCAGAGGGGUUAAAAGAAGGAAGAAUUCCACUAGUGGAGCGCAGUGGACUCUCACUGCACUUAGCUAACCCCUGAGGACUUGUGGGUGGCGUAUCCAAAUCCUGAGUCUCUUUCCCACACAUAUUCACACCACACGCGAGUUCCUGCACAGUGGAAUUGUCUAUUUUAAAGGAUGGGGGCGGGAGGGGACCUCUUGGCCUGGCCUUGAAGGUCAUCCAUAGAGGGCCUCAGACCAAAGGUCAGCCUAGCCAGCCAGACAGGAGGCUUGGAGGCUUGCCUUCUGGUUUCGCAGGGAUGGGAACCCUAGGGGGUGCAUGGGCAGGGCCCAGAAGCAUGGGAGGUCCCCCCCCCUUGUUCCCACUGCCUCCAAGAUGCUGCUGCCUCCAGUUCCAGGAAGCCAGGGAGAAAGUGCCCCCCAGGCCUUUCCUUCCAGCUGCCUUUCCCAGGCCUGCUCUCACUCCCUCCCUCUCGGAGACACCGGGUCUUCAGGACACUCUUCCUAGCAGUUGCGAGUGGUGGGGAAUCUCCUCGCUGCGUGGAAGUGCACCUGACUCCUUCUCACAGCUGCUCCCUCUCUCUCCAGCAUGGCUCUUCAGCCACAGUGUGGUGUGAGGCCGGCCCAGCUCUGUGCCCUUCCCCUGCAUCAUCCCACAGCAGCUCUGGCUGGGAAG
This is a messenger RNA of Talpa occidentalis (Iberian mole), 1917 nucleotides long. It is a transcript of the gene CLIC6, whose product is annotated as chloride intracellular channel 6. The transcript is spliced from 6 exons. The record is from RefSeq and is a predicted model, not a curated record. Gene Ontology annotation, molecular function: D2 dopamine receptor binding; D4 dopamine receptor binding; D3 dopamine receptor binding. Lineage: Eukaryota; Metazoa; Chordata; Mammalia; Eulipotyphla; Talpidae. The coding region runs from base 107 to 739 and encodes 210 amino acids. Gene Ontology annotation, cellular component: plasma membrane.